GAAUGGAUAACGGGAUAGUAGCCACAGCCAUGUCGCCCACAUUUUCCGCGCUGUCAACAUCCCAACCCCCCCAAACCCACACCCACCUCCCACCCCUCCUCCCCCACUCCCCCAUCCUCCGCUCCCACACCCUGGGUACCUCAUCCCCACCCUCCUUCUCCCCACCCCACUACGCGAACCCCCACCAUCACACCCACAACCACCCCACAACGAGCCCCCCGCGCCGCCCCAGCACCCACCACCUGACAACCUCCCUCACCCGCGCCUCCAUGAUCCUCCAUACUUUGACAGCGGGAUGUGAUCUGGCGGCAGGGAUGGUGGAUGUCCUUGCGCCGAGUCCGUUGAGCGCGAGCGGGUCUAUGGCUUCGUUGAGUGCUUCGAAUCCCAUGUCCUCUUUCUUGGGGAUGGGCGUCUCGUCGAUGUCGGUUUUGAUGGGCUCACCCGUGGGGUCGUUUGGUGGGGGGUCGAUUAGGGAGGGGUACGCGGGUGUUGUUGAGGUUAGGGAGCACGAUGGCGGGGAUGGUGGGAGGGAAGCGGGUGGACGAAGACGGUCGAUUGAGAGGGAUGCGGCGGCGGCGGGAGUUGGCAUACCUGUGGGGGAUUUGACGAGGUCGUUUGGACGGCUUAGGAUGUUUGAUGGGGUUUAUUUUGUGUGAUCUUGGAGGGGGCGAGGGACAGAGGGACUCUGUGGAUGAGUGCUGACGCCGUCGUUCGUCGGCUAGUUCCGGACGGUUCAGUAAUGGUCGUAAUGGCUUCUCUGCAACAAUCUAGCAA
Messenger RNA from Fimicolochytrium jonesii, 774 nucleotides. RefSeq lists its product as uncharacterized. The transcript has 2 exons. The record is from RefSeq and is a predicted model, not a curated record. The annotation marks the transcript as partial. NCBI's taxonomy places the organism in Eukaryota, Fungi, Chytridiomycota, Chytridiomycetes, Spizellomycetales, Powellomycetaceae.